Messenger RNA from Penicillium cataractarum, 1221 nucleotides. RefSeq names its product FYV10 family protein. Lineage: Eukaryota; Fungi; Ascomycota; Eurotiomycetes; Eurotiales; Aspergillaceae. Gene Ontology annotation, cellular component: cytoplasm; nucleus; GID complex. Gene Ontology annotation, molecular function: protein binding; ubiquitin protein ligase activity. The transcript has 4 exons. The coding region runs from base 1 to 1221 and encodes 406 amino acids. The record is from RefSeq and is a predicted model, not a curated record. Gene Ontology annotation, biological process: proteasome-mediated ubiquitin-dependent protein catabolic process.
AUGGCUGCCGAGCUGACCUCUAUAAAGCUCAACCCGGAAAGCCAUCUGAUCUUGGACCAACCACUCCUCCGCCUCCCCCAUGAACUGGCUCGACGAAACUUCAAGACCGUCCAACGAGUAGUCGAGCGAGAGAAAGAAUAUGUUCUGCCCGCACUCAAAGAGGCGGCAAACGCCUCCUUAUCCAAUACUCACACGCCGGAUCAGACACUCGCAGCACUAGAUGCUAUGAUAGCUCGCAUGCAAGGACUGAAGCGGAAGAUGCAGAGCCUCCAAGAGGAAGAGAAGAAGAUUCAGACGCAAUCGAGGAAACGUAUUCAGCAUCUGGAGGCGCUGUACCAGAUUCCGAGUCUGGCGGAUGUCAAGUAUGAUCAAUGGUCACGCGUGCGUCUGGAUCGAUUGCUGGUGGACCAUAUGUUGCGGUCGGGAUACUCUGAGAGUGCGAAGCAGCUAGCUCAGGAGCGGGACAUAGAAGACUUGGUUGAUCUGGAUGUCUUUACACAGUGCCAGCGGGUCGUGGAGAGCUUGCACCGGGGAGAGACUAAAGAAGCGCUGCAGUGGUGUGGUGAGAACAAAGCUGCUCUUAAGAAGAGCCAGCACAAUCUUGAAUUCGAGCUUCGGCUACAGCAGUACAUCGAAAUGGUCCGGACACAGGACCCAUCAAAGAAAAUCGACGCCAUCAACCAUGCCAGGAAGUAUCUAGUCUCAAACCAAGACCCAGACAGCAAGGAAAUCCAACGGGCAGCAGGAAUGCUGGUCUUUGCUCAAGAUACCCGGGCAGAACCAUACAAGACAUUCUUCUCGCAUGAACGGUGGAAGUUCCUCUCAGACCUCUUCAUCCAAACACACCAUGAACUCUUAUCCCUCCCGUCGCAGCCAUUAUUACACAUAGCCCUCUCUGCGGGCCUAUCUGCGCUCAAGACGCCACUGUGUCACUCCGCCUACACUUCCUCCAGCUCCAACUCCCAGUCUACCACGACUUCCGUCUGCCCCAUCUGCUCUACUGAACUGAACGAGUUGGCGCGCAAGAUGCCGUAUGCGCACCACUCGAAGAGUUACGUGGAAGGUGAUCCGAUCGUGCUGCCUAAUGGUCGUGUCUACGGUAAGGCGCGACUAUUGGAUAUCAGCAAGAAUGUCGGAUCCGUCGAGUCGGGUAAAGUCAAGGAUCCCACGACGGGCGAAGUCUUUGACGAGAGCGAGAUGAAGAAGGUGUACAUCAUGUAA